Trypanosoma grayi is the source of this 228-nucleotide messenger RNA. RefSeq lists its product as hypothetical. The transcript has a single exon. The record is from RefSeq and is a predicted model, not a curated record. Lineage: Eukaryota; Euglenozoa; Kinetoplastea; Trypanosomatida; Trypanosomatidae. Bases 1 to 228 code for a protein of 75 amino acids.
AUGACGACGGCAAGGAAGCUAGCAAAUAGCAAUGGCAGUGCCAGUGGCUGGAACCAAGUCAACCGCAUCGUUGCGCUCCUUAUGCUCUUUCCACGGCUGCCGGAACUUUCCCACGCUCUCUCCGAGUUGAAACGGCACCUUCCAUUGGUGCUGGAGUGCGGAAAUAGGAGUGGCGUUCCUCUUGAUGACGCAGAUCACGUGUUUGUGCACCCGCUUAUCGCUCAAUAG